This is a messenger RNA of Elgaria multicarinata webbii, 4742 nucleotides long. RefSeq names its product tetratricopeptide repeat domain 38 (gene TTC38). The record is from RefSeq and is a predicted model, not a curated record. Gene Ontology annotation, molecular function: protein binding. The coding region runs from base 38 to 1438 and encodes 466 amino acids. The transcript has 14 exons. Lineage: Eukaryota; Metazoa; Chordata; Lepidosauria; Squamata; Anguidae.
GCAAAGCAAACGGAAGGCUGUCCGUCCCUGGGAGAAUAUGGCGUCCUGGAGAGACUGCAAGGCCUGGCAGGAUGCUGGACUUGUUCUUUCAACUACAAGUAACGAGGCAUGUAAAAUGUAUGAUGCUGCACUGACUCAGUACGUGACUUGGAAGAAUGAUAAAAGUUUAGGAGGAAUUGAAGAAUCUCUCUUGAAAUUACAAGCAGCUGAUCCUAGUUUUUUAAUGGGUCAUGUGAUUGCCAAUGGUUUGGUUCUGAUUGGUACUGGGAGUUCAGUGCGGCUAGACAGGAAACUAGAUAACGCAAUUAAAAAAAUGGUGGCACUUUCACAGUCUCAACCAUUGACUGAGCGGGAGAAAUUGCAUGUGUCUGCAGUAGAGCUCUUUGCUAGUGGGCAGCUCCCUAGAGCAUCUGAGACGUGGGAUCAAAUUCUACAGAACCACCCAACUGAUUUGCUAGCUCUAAAAUUUGCCCAUGAUACUUACUUUUACUUGGGAGACCAGACACAAAUGAGAGACUCAAUUGCCCGAGUCUAUCCUUACUGGACACCAGAUAUCCCUCUUAGUAGCUACAUAAAAGGCAUGUAUUCCUUUGGAUUGAUGGAAACCAAUUUCUUUGAUCGUGCUGAGAAGCUUGCCUUUGAGGCUUUAGCUAUUAACCAGACAGAUGCGUGGUCUGUGCACACCUUAGCACACGUGAAUGAAAUGAAAGCAGAUCUGAAGAGUGGACUGGCAUUUAUGAAGCAAACUGAAAACAAUUGGAAGGAUAGUGACAUGCUUGCUUGCCAUAAUUACUGGCACUGGGCUUUGUAUUUUAUUGAAAAGGGUGACUAUGAGGCAGCUUUGACCAUUUAUGACACUCAUAUUGCUCCCAGGUGCCAACUGAGUGGGACCAUGCUAGAUGUUGUCGACAAUUGCUCCAUGUUAUAUCGGCUUCAGUUAGAAGGUGUGAAGGUGGGUGACAGGUGGAAAGGAGUAAACCAGCUGACAAAGAAGCAUGCCAAGGAUCACACCCUGAUCUUCAAUGAUGCUCACAUUCUGAUGUCUUCGUUAGGGGCCAAGGACCAUAAAACGACUCAUGAGCUCUUAACAACCCUCCAAGAAUUGGCCCAGGCACCUGACGAAGACCACGAGCUAAACCUAGUUCCAAAAUUGGGGCUUCCUCUUUUGCAAGCGUUUGCAGAGUUUGAGAGUGGCAAUUAUGACAAGGCCGUGGAAUUGCUUUAUCCCGUUCGCUAUAAAAUUGUUGAAAUAGGAGGGAGCAACGCUCAAAGAGAUGUUUUUGCCCAGUUAUUGAUACAUGCUGCUUUAAACUGUAAAUCUAAAGCCAACCAAAAACUUGCUAGAUGCCUCCUUAUCGAACGUGAUGAACUGAGACCAAACUCACCGUUGACUGAGCGACUGAUGCGGAAGACCACAGCUCUUCAUGCCCUGGGAUAAAUCUUAGAGCCUUAAUUGCUCAAGAAGCUUCUAAUCAGCAUUAUUAAUCAUCAACUUUUAUUAUGGCAAUAAGCAAAUCACAUUGUGGGUAUUCAAUCUUGCAUAAAUCCAAAAUAGCCAAAGCUUCUGUGUAAUUACAGAUACUCAGUUUUGCUUCUGGGCUUUGUGGAAUACUUCAUUUUGCCUUUCUUUGCUCCUAGAGAAGCAAAUGGGCAUGAACAUGAACAUAUUGGGUAGGCAAUGCGGUGCCCAUGGGCACCAAUGUGUCCCCAGGCACCAUCCUUGGCACCCACUGAGAAACACUAUUGCUCCCAAUUUUUAUUUAAAUUACAUUUUUAGAUUUUCCUUCUGGCAACUAGGAUUACUUCAAAGUGGAACGGGAGCCUCUAGCUGCUGCAGUCUUAAUUUCCCAUGGAUGCCUCUGAGCGGGUUACUUGUCCUUUGUGACCAGGCACCCAUGGCAGCCAUUUUAUGUUUGUGCCCAGGACAGUAGUUCAAAUUUCCAAAUGUGCUCACAGGCCCAAAAGGUUGUCUACUCUUGAGCUAAAGGAAUGUUCUCUUAUAUAUUUUUGCCAUUCCAAAAACUAUUAUUAUAUUAUUUAUUUAUAUAGCACCAUCAAUGUACAUGGUGCUGUACAGAGUAAAACAGUAAAUAGCAAUGGGAUGAAUAGAAUUGGGCAACGUUAAGUUGUGUAGAACAAAGUAUAGCUAUGCAGAAUCAUGGCCAUAAUUCACUGGAAAAACUAAUACACAAAUACGUUUAAAAUGAAUGUGCAUGGAGCACUGUUGUAGACUCGCAUUUUGUAAGCCUUGGAAAUGAGGACUAUGUUGCAAUUGAUAGUUUGGGGAGUACGGAUCUAUAUUAGAUUGUGAAUAUUUUUUUAAAAAAAACCAAGGAAAACUCAGGAUAAUUGUAUACACGCAUUUUAUAUUACAAAUUUUGAACUGAUUGCUCCAUCAAAAGCCUUCUUUAUAUGCUUAUAAAUACAUGUGGUAAAAUAUAAGGUGGAGAAGUAUGUUCCUUUUCUUGGCAUUCCAAAUGCCUCAUGGAUUUUUAACUAUUUAAAAAUAAACCCUAUGGAGGGACUUCCUCUCCCCAGCACUGCCACCCCCUAUGGAGAAGCUGCUCCUUCACUGGGCAGCCCCACCUCUGGGGUUUCUUAUUGACAACAAAUGCUUAUAUUUCAGGGUUUAAGGAACUUGCUGCCAUUAUAAACACAGGAUUCCCCAAGUUGAACCUUUUCCGCUGCCAUCAAUUCUGUUAGAAUACUUUUAAAACCUCCAUGUAGUUGUUAUAAGAGGUGAAAUGGGCACUAAUAUUGAAGACAAGGUGAAUGAACAAGUUAAUUUUUUAAAGGCACAUUUUAUACAUAGAGGAUUACAAAUAUUUACUUUGGGGUUUUCACAAGAUAAUUCAAUGACAAUUCUUAAGGAUUCAAGGGACACUGUUGUUACAAGCCUCAGGCCAAAAUCCCUAAAACUCCACCCAGUCAAAUACACGUAUAAAAGGUCCAGCUUCUGAGUGCAGCCUUCCUAUGGCACCAAAGUUCCUCCUGUUGUAUUUCUGGCUGCUUGGACAAUUUAUCUGCAUGUUUGCUGACAGUUCAUGUAACCUUCUGGCAACCUGCUCCCUACUCACUAGCCAAGUAAGGUUAUCCCCACAGGAAAAGAGUAGCUCAAUAUUCAGGUUUUGCUAUUCAUCUUCCCCUAGUCCUUCUAAAACACCACGCAUCAACCAGUCUUUUCCGCUUAGCUAGAAUCCUCAACAAUUCAGAAUCUAACAAUAUUCCCUGGAUACACUGUAGUCUCAUAGGGGCCACACAACGUUAAAUGUUAUGUAACACCAACAGUUAUAUGCAGGGCGUUUCUUCACAGGAACAUUGAUCGCAAUUGGACUUUGUGCUGAAUAAACUUGCAUAGUAUUACUGUGCUCCUUUCUUACUCUAAUGCAGACAUGAACAGAUAUCAGGCUUGUGGCAUCUUCUUUGUUUUGCUAGUAUUAUGAGGUCACUUAGUUGAGCCAGGUACAAAAUAAUAAGGGAGGGUCGGUGUUGGAAAUCCAUUGGCUCACAAGUGGAGUCAAUUACUUAUUACACUCCGUGAACCAUACACUGGGACUUCCUUAAAAUAAAGAGUGUCAAUCAGGGAUUGGAUCCAGAUUUAGUCAUGCUUAGAAGACCCAUUGAAAUAAAUGACCCUACCUGAAGCUGUGCAUCUUGUAAGUUCAUAAACUACAGAUCUGAUAGUUCCCUUACUCAAAAUAAAUCCCAUUGAUUACAACUGCAUUUACAUCCUAAUCAUACUAAAAUCCCAUGCAGGCUUCCCUUUGAGUAAACCCCAUUGAAAAGAGAGAGACUUGCUUCUGAGUAAACACAUAUAGAACUGAUUUUUAAUAGUGUGGUCGCUCAGAAGCUUUCUUUUUUAAGUCUUAAAACAGCAAACUGGAAAGAAGUGCUCUGCAACCCCAUGCUUACUUCUGAGGUCAUAUUUCUGUUUACUCAGAAGUAAGUCUCUGUUCAAUGAGGUUUACACGCUCCAAAGCCUUCCAGGCAGGGUGAGAGGAAUGGGUAUAGCCUAGGCAAUAGGGAAUAACCACAUAGGGAGGGUGUGGUGUUCAACUACCACCAACCAAUGAACUGUAGGGGGAAGUGCAGAGGAGAUCUGGGCAGGGAUGUGCAUCUCAACCGAAGAACAGCGUUACACUGGUGCGCACAAGAGGAGAGGUGUAAAGAUGAAUGAAACACAAAAAUGCAAAGAUGCAAGUUGAUCAGGCUUUCACACGCUAUGGAAAUGAGGGUGGGUAAUCCAAGGGUAAACCAGGGCAAAUGUGCAGGUGUGAUGGAGCUCUUACAAGACCAAUAAAACUCUUAAAAGGUUGAUAGUCUGGACCUGAAAGAGUAGUUGAUGCAUAGCAAUCGAAAACAGUUUUGACAAGUUUUGCAUUUUUUUUUACUCCUAUAUUAGUACAGUGAUGCAAUAGGUGUGUUAAAUGUUGCGCUCUUCCCCAUGUGCGUACUAGGCAAGAAGAAAUGCUGUAUGCUUGUUGGGGAAAAAUACAUGAAGCAGACUGCAAUUCCAUGUAAAUAAGAUAUGUAAAACAGCAGCAUUGUAUGUAAUUAUUGACAAAACAUAGUAUUUAAUUCUAGAGGAAGUGUGACAUCUUGUGGACAAACAUCUUCAUUAAUGGUAUGAGAAAAUUUCACUGUUACUGCUUACGAUACUGUUUUUAUGCUUUUGAUGGUUUUAAAUUUUUGUAUAUUUGUUUUUAAUGUUCAUUGAUUAUAACUUGUGAUCCGCCCAGAAA